AUGUUUAGAAGGAACAAAGAUAAAAAGGACGAGAAUGCGAUAGAUCCUUCGAAAUUGAUCAAGAUUGAUAUUCCCAUCGAAAACUUGCCGAAGACUAUUUCCCCUCCGGAACCCAAGGAGCUCACCUCGGAGCAGAAGGCGAUGUACAAGGAGGUUUUGAAGCACUUUAGUGAUCCAGAAUUGAAAGUUCCAACGGUGGAAAAAAAAGCCUCCGAGGAGCAAAUGGAACCAUUGUCGUUACACGAGAAGGCUUGGUUGACGAGAGAAUGUUUUUUGCGUUAUUUGAGGGCUACCAAAUGGGUACUGGAGGACUGUAUCGAAAGAAUCACCCUUUCACUCGCAUGGAGACGGGAGUUCGGCAUUAGUAAUUUUGGAGAGGAAAAUGGUGAUAGGAUAACCUCAGAUUUAGUUGCAGUAGAAGAUGAAACUGGUAAGCAGGUAGUUCUUGGCUACGAGAAUGAUGCUAGACCUAUCCUUUACUUGAAACCAGGCAGACAGAACACCAAAACUUCGCACAGACAGGUGCAGCACUUGGUCUUCAUGCUGGAAAGGGUCGUCGACUUCAUGCCCCCAGGACAAGAUUCUCUAGCUUUAUUAAUUGAUUUCAAAGAUCACGCAGAUGUUCCAAAGGUUUCAGGUAAUAGUAAGAUACCUCCAAUUGGUGUCGGAAAAGAAGUUUUACAUAUUCUACAGACGCACUAUCCAGAACGUCUGGGAAAAGCCUUGCUAACCAACAUUCCCUGGCUGGCGUGGACAUUUUUAAAGAUGAUUCACCCAUUCAUAGAUCCUAUGACUCGAGAAAAGCUAGUUUUUGAUGAGCCAUUCCCCAAAUAUGUUCCUAAGGACCAGUUGGACAAAAUGUAUGGGGGGUACUUGGACUUUACAUACAAACAUGACGUUUACUGGCCCAAGUUUAACGAUAUGGCGGCGAAGAAAAGAAGUCACUAUCUCACAAGAUUCGAAAAGUUUGGAGCGAGAGUUGGUUUGAGUGAGUUUGAUUUAAGGGGUGAUCAUGAAGAACUAGUUUAUCCAAUUGAAGUGUAA
Molecule: messenger RNA, 1044 nt
Organism: Lachancea fermentati
Lineage: Eukaryota; Fungi; Ascomycota; Saccharomycetes; Saccharomycetales; Saccharomycetaceae
Source: the annotation of a GenBank genome assembly